AUGAGCAACGACUACGAAUACCUCGGAGACAGUCAAAUGCCACCACCAAUAGCUCCACGUCCACCAACUGACGCUCCACCUGAACUCAUCACUGGCCUUCCACACACUCCAGCAUUGAAGGCGAACGAUGACGUUGAUUUGGAAUCGAAUCGUCCACGUGGAAACAACAAUUUGAGCUUCUCCGAUGGCUUGAAUCCAAAGAGAUCGGAACCAUCUGUAGCUACAACAAAGACGAGUCGAUCGUCAGAAAGUGAUGAAGAAUCGAAAAAGGAAACAAAAAAGGAGAAAGAAGAGAAGAAACCAGCGAAAUGUGGAACUUGUUGGUGUAUCUUUGCAGCUGUUACCAUCUUUCUUGCUGUUAUCUCUCUUCUUGGUCUCGGCGCUUUCUUGAUUAUGAAUAUGGAUGGGGAGGUUCCAAUAAGUGAAGCACUGAACGGAACCAACGAAACUUCUACUUCAAUGUCUUUCGAAACAACAACCACAGUGUCAGUCAUCAUUCCAAACAAGAUCAUACCACUGAAUACUUCAACCAUACUUCCUCUGGUAGAAUCCACAACUCCUUUGGUAAUGAAGACUGCUGAAAGCUCUGAAGAUGAAGCAACAACAAUUUCUUCUGAUGGAACAUCUACUGAAUCGAUUGAGACAACAACUAUUUCCGUAGAUACUCAAUCAAAAACUUCACUUGGUGUCCAUCCAGUCGAUACAUCAUCAUCAUCGUCAUCAUCUAAUCUCUCCACUUCCACUACUACAACUGAUCUGACUGCUUCGACGGAACCGACACUUGAAGAUGCUUUGCCAAUCGAAGACGACACUACACAGAGCAACGUCGCCGUUGAAGUUUCCACUCCUUCAUCUGCAAAGACCACACCAGUCUCGUCUGAUUCCGAGACUACUAAAGAUUUGAAUGAGCUCUCGACGACUGGCUCUCCCUCUGCUACACUCAACGUCACGAGUACAGAAGCUCCAACUGAUGAACUCGCUAUUCCUAACUAA
Molecule: messenger RNA, 993 nt
Organism: Caenorhabditis remanei
Lineage: Eukaryota; Metazoa; Nematoda; Chromadorea; Rhabditida; Rhabditidae
Exons: 2
Coding region: 1-993 (330 amino acids)
Source: RefSeq, a predicted model, not a curated record